Messenger RNA from Ornithorhynchus anatinus (platypus), 7819 nucleotides. It is a transcript of the gene EML6, whose product is annotated as EMAP like 6. The coding region runs from base 21 to 5933 and encodes 1970 amino acids. The transcript has 43 exons. NCBI's taxonomy places the organism in Eukaryota, Metazoa, Chordata, Mammalia, Monotremata, Ornithorhynchidae. The record is from RefSeq and is a predicted model, not a curated record. Gene Ontology annotation, molecular function: microtubule binding.
GGUGGCCGGGGUGGGUUACGAUGGCGGAUCGGACGGCUCCCCGAUGCCAGCUGCGCCUCGAGUGGGUCUACGGGUACAGGGGCCACCAGUGCCGCAACAACCUGUACUACACGGCGGGCAAGGAGGUGGUCUACUUCGUGGCCGGGGUCGGGGUGGUCUACAACACCCGCGAGCACAGUCAGAGAUUCUUCCUGGGGCACAACGACGACAUCAUCAGCCUUGCCUUACACCCAGAUAAAACCCUAGUGGCAACCGGACAAGUUGGAAAAGAUCCGUACAUUUGUCUCUGGGAUUCUUAUAGUGUACAGACUGUUUCUAUCCUUAAAGACGUCCAUACACAUGGAGUUGCUUGCCUGGCUUUUGAUUCAGAUGGGCAGCGUUUAGCCUCCGUGGGAUUGGAUGCCAAAAACACAAUCUGCAUCUGGGACUGGAAGAAGGGAAAACUCCUGGCAACGGCAACUGGUCACUCAGAUAGGAUUUUUGAUAUUUCGUGGGAUCCAUAUCAGCCAAACAGAUUGGUUAGCUGUGGCGUGAAGCAUAUAAAGUUUUGGACACUCUGUGGAAAUGCACUGACCGCAAAAAGAGGAAUAUUUGGCAAAACAGGGGAUCUCCAGACAAUACUUUGCCUUGCAUGUGCCAAAGAAGAUGUCACCUACUCUGGUGCUUUAAAUGGAGACAUUUAUGUCUGGAAAGGGCUAAACCUAGUCCGAACAAUUCAAGGAGCUCAUAGUGCUGGAAUCUUUAGCAUGUACGCUUGCGAAGAGGGUUUUGCCACCGGUGGACGAGACGGAUGUAUACGGCUAUGGGACACUGAUUUCAAACCAAUAACCAAAAUUGAUCUCAGGGAGACUGAACAAGGAUACAAAGGUUUGUCUAUCCGGAGCGUUUGUUGGAAAGCAGAUCGACUUUUAGCAGGUACACAAGACAGUGAGAUAUUUGAGGUGAUAGUGAGAGAUCGAGAUAAGCCAAUGCUGAUAAUGCAAGGCCAUUGUGAAGGAGAGCUCUGGGCCCUGGCUGUCCAUCCCAAGAAACCUUUAGCUGUGACAGGCAGCGACGAUCGAUCCGUCCGAUUGUGGAGCCUGGCUGACCACGCCUUGAUCGCCCGCUGCAAUAUGGAAGAAGCGGUUCGGAGUGUGUCUUUCAGCCCUGAUGGAGCUCAGUUAGCGCUGGGAAUGAAAGAUGGUAGUUUCAUUGUCCUCCGAGUCAGGGAUAUGACAGAGGUUGUUCAUAUCAAAGAUCGAAAGGAAGUCAUUCAUGAAAUGAAAUUUUCUCCAGAUGGUUCUUAUCUCGCAGUGGGAUCGAAUGAUGGCCCGGUGGACGUUUAUGCUGUUGCCCAGCGGUACAAAAAAAUUGGAGAAUGCAGCAAGUCUGUUAGUUUCAUUACUCACAUUGAUUGGUCUGUGGAUAGUAAACACUUGCAAACUAAUGAUGGAGCAGGAGAACGACUUUUCUACAAGAUGCCGUCUGGAAAACCCGUAAUAUGUAAAGAUGAAGUCAAAGGGAUUCACUGGGCUUCCUGGACGUGUGUGAUAGGAUCUGAAGUGAGUGGAAUUUGGCCAAAGUAUACUGAUAUUACAGACGUCAACUCGGUGGAUGCAAAUUACAACAGUUCAGUGCUUGUAACUGGAGAUGAUUUUGGACUGGUUAAGUUAUUCAAAUUUCCUGGUCUAAAGAAAGGAGCUAAAUUUAGAAAAUAUGUUGGCCAUUCGGCACACGUCACCAAUGUUCGUUGGUCACAUGACUUUCAGUGGGUAUUGAGUACAGGAGGUGCUGAUCACUCUGUUUUUCAGUGGCGAUUUAUUCCGGAAGGAGUGACCAACGGGAUCCUUGAAACCGCUCCGCAGGAUGGCGGCAUGGAUUCAUACAGUGAGGAAUCGGAUUCGGAUUUAUCAGAUGUUCCAGAGCUGGACUCAGAUAUUGAACAAGAAGCCCAAAUCAACUAUGAUCGUCAGGUUUACAAAGAAGAUCUACCUCAACUGAAACAACAAAAUAAGGAGAAAAACCAUGCCGUGCCCUUUCUUAAAAGAGAGAAGGCCCCUGAAGACAGCUUAAAACUUCAGUUCAUUCACGGGUACAGAGGCUAUGACUGUAGGAACAAUCUCUUCUAUACCCAAGCCGGAGAGGUGGUUUAUCACAUUGCAGCAGUCGCUGUGGUUUAUAACAGGCCACAGCACUCCCAAAGACUCUAUCUUGGUCAUGAUGAUGACAUCCUCUGCCUAGCCAUCCACCCAGUGAAAGACUUUGUAGCUACUGGCCAGGUUGGAAGAGAUGCUGCAAUUCAUGUGUGGGACACACAGUCGCUAAAAUGUUUAUCAUUAUUGAAAGGGCAGCAUCAGAGAGGAGUGUGUGCACUGGAUUUCUCAGCGGACGGAAAGUGUUUGGUGUCUGUCGGUCUAGAUGAUUUUCACAGUAUUGUGUUCUGGGACUGGAAGAAAGGAGAGAAGAUCGCAACGACCAGAGGACACAAAGAUAAGAUAUUUGUAGUGAAGUGUAACCCACAUCAUGUUGACAAACUGGUUACAGUUGGAAUGAAGCACAUCAAAUUCUGGCAACAAGCAGGUGGGGGCUUCACUUCUAAACGUGGAAUCUUUGGCAGCGUUGGGAAAUUGGAAACGAUGAUGUGUGUUUCUUAUGGACGAAUGGAAGAUCUAGUUUUCUCUGGAGCAGCUACUGGAGAUAUAUUUAUUUGGAAAGAUACUCUGCUGCUAAAGACAAUGAAGGCUCAUGAUGGGCCUGUAUUUGCUAUGCAUGCAUUGGAUAAGGGUUUUGUAACCGGUGGAAAAGAUGGAAUUGUGGAACUAUGGGAUGAUAUGUUUGAGAGAUGCUUGAAGACUUACGCUAUUAAAAGAGCAGCGCUAUCAACAAGCUCUAAAGGUUUACUUUUGGAAGACAACCCUUCAAUCCGUGCCAUAACUUUAGGGCAUGGGCAUAUCCUGGUGGGAACAAAAAAUGGAGAGAUCCUGGAAAUUGAUAAGAGCGGCCCUAUGACUCUGCUUGUUCAGGGGCAUAUGGAAGGCGAAGUCUGGGGCUUGGCAGCUCACCCUCUCCUGCCUAUCUGUGCCACGGUGAGUGACGAUAAAACGCUUCGAAUCUGGGAGCUCUCCUCCCAGCACCGGAUGCUGGCGGUUCGGAAGCUCAAGAAAGGUGGAAGAUGCUGUGCCUUUUCUCCCGAUGGGAAAGCCUUAGCCGUUGGGUUGAAUGACGGGAGUUUUCUGGUCGUGAAUGCCGACACUGUGGAAGAUAUGGUCUCUUUCCAUCACAGAAAGGAAAUGAUAUCUGAUAUCAAAUUUUCAAAAGGUGCAGCCCACAAUACAGGGAAAUACCUGGCAGUGGCCUCCCAUGAUAAUUUUGUUGAUAUUUACAAUGUUCUUACCAGCAAAAGAGUAGGCAUCUGCAAAGGUGCCUCUAGUUAUAUCACACACAUUGACUGGGACUCGAGAGGAAAGUUAUUGCAAGUCAAUUCUGGUGCCAAAGAACAACUCUUUUUUGAAGCCCCAAGAGGAAAACGACAUGUGAUAAGAGCUUCAGAGAUUGAGAAAAUCGAGUGGGAUACCUGGUCGUGUGUUCUGGGUCCCACUUGUGAAGGAAUCUGGCCAGCUCACAGUGAUGUCACUGAUGUCAAUGCAGCUACUCUGACCAAAGACUGCACUCUCUUAGCCACAGGAGAUGAUUUUGGUUUUGUCAAGCUAUUCUCUUAUCCAGUAAAGGGCCAACAUGCCAAGUUCAAAAAAUACGUGGGUCACAGCGCCCACGUGACCAACGUCAGGUGGUUGCAUAACGAUUCGGUUCUGCUGACCGUCGGAGGUGCCGAUACUGCUCUAAUGAUCUGGACUAGGGAGUUUGUGGGCACUCAGGAGAGUAAACUAGUUGACAGUGAGGAGUCCGAUACGGAUGCCGAAGAGGAUGGAGGUUAUGACAGUGAUGUUGCAAGAGAAAAGGCCAUUGACUAUACCACUAAGAUCUAUGCAGUAAGCAUCAGGGAAAUGGAAGGCACUAAACCACACCAGCAGCUGAAAGAGAUUUCAGUGGAAGAAAGGCAGGGAAUUGUCAAGGGAUCAAGGCCUCCUGUCAGCCGAGCGGCUCCUCACCCCGAAAAGCUGCAGAAGAACAAUAUCACCAAAAAAAAGAAACUGGUUGAGGAGCUGGCUCUAGAUCACGUGUUUGGAUACAGAGGGUUUGAUUGUCGCAAUAACCUGCAUUACCUCAACGAUGGUGCCGAUAUCAUUUUCCAUACUGCUGCAGCGGGCGUAGUUCAGAAUCUCUCCACAGGAAGCCAGAGUUUCUACCUGGAGCAUACAGAUGACAUCCUCUGCUUAACUGUGAACCAGCAUCCCAAGUACAAAAAUGUGGUGGCCACCAGCCAGAUUGGAACAACGCCUUCCAUACACGUGUGGGAUGCCAUGAACAAGCAGACUCUGUCUAUGCUCCGCUGCUUCCAUUCUAAGGGGGUGAAUUACGUCAACUUUAGCGCCACAGGCAAACUCCUGGUGUCCGUCGGCGUGGACCCCGAACACACCAUCACCGUGUGGCGAUGGCAAGAAGGUGCCAAAGUGGCCAGCCGCGGAGGCCACCUGGAGCGCAUAUUUGUGGUGGAGUUCCGCCCGGACUCGGACACGCAGUUUGUGUCCGUGGGAGUGAAGCACAUGAAGUUCUGGACGCUGGCCGGCAGCGCCCUGCUCUACAAGAAGGGCGUCAUCGGCUCCCUGGAAGCCGCCAAGAUGCAAACGAUGCUUUCUGUGGCCUUUGGUGCUAACAACCUUACUUUCACUGGUGCCAUAAACGGAGAUGUCUACGUCUGGAAGGAUCAUUUUCUUAUUAGGCUGGUGGCGAAGGCCCAUACGGGUCCAGUGUUCACCAUGUACACCACCCUGAGGGAUGGGCUGAUCGUGACUGGCGGAAAAGAGAGACCGACCAAAGAAGGCGGGGCGGUCAAACUGUGGGACCAGGAGAUGAAACGUUGCCGGGCCUUCCAGCUGGAGACCGGGCAGCCCGUGGAGUGUGUGCGCUCUGUCUGCCGGGGAAAAGGGAAGAUUUUAGUGGGCACCAAAGAUGGGGAAAUCAUCGAAGUGGGAGAAAAAAACGCCGCUUCCAACAUGCUGAUUGACGGACACAUGGAGGGCGAAAUCUGGGGCCUGGCCACACACCCCUGCAAAGACAUUUUCAUCUCCGCAAGCAAUGAUGGGACAGCCAGGAUCUGGGAUCUCGCGGACAAAAAACUGCUGAACAAAGUGACCUUGGGCCACGCGGCCAGCUGUGCCGCCUACAGCCCCGAUGGGGAGAUGGUGGCCAUCGGCAUGAAGAACGGAGAGUUCGUCAUCCUGCUGGUGAACAGCCUGAAGGUGUGGGGCAAGAAACGAGACCGCAAGUCGGCCAUCCAGGACAUCAGGAUCAGCCCCGACAACCGUUUCCUGGCGGUGGGCUCAGCGGAGCACACGGUCGACUUCUACGACCUCACCCAGGGCACCGGCUUGAACCGCAUCGGCUACUGCAAGGACAUCCCCAGUUUUGUGAUUCAGAUGGACUUCUCGGCGGACAGCAAGUACAUUCAGGUAUCCACGGGGGCCUAUAAACGCCAGGUCCACGAGGUACCCCUGGGGAAGCAGAUGACGGAUGCCGCAGUCAUCGAGAAAGUCACCUGGGCCACUUGGACGAGCGUCCUCGGAGACGAGGUCAUCGGGAUCUGGCCCCGCAACGCCGACAAAGCCGACGUCAACUGUGCCUGCGUCACCCACGCCGGUUUAAACGUGGUCACCGGGGACGACUUCGGGCUGGUGAAACUCUUCGAUUUCCCCUGCGCCGAGAAAUUUGCCAAACACAAGCGCUACUUCGGCCAUUCCGCUCACGUGACCAACAUCCGCUUCUCUCACGACGACAAGUACGUGAUCAGCACGGGAGGAGACGACUGCAGUGUGUUCGUGUGGCGAUGCCUGUGAGAAAAAGCCCCAACUCUGCUGCGUCGCCACCUCGAGCGACACCUGCGGGCACGUCGGCCCCUCUGGACGCUGCGGCUAUUCCCGAUGCGCUGCAGGGGACGGAUGCCCUCGUCCCGAAACCCUGGCUCCGGGGGAAGCUUUCCCGCCUGUGGCACACCCGCUCUCGAGACCAGUAAGGAAGCCUCACGCCGAGUGUCCGCAGAAUCUCCCCCGGCCCUCCCGCCAGCCCCAACUCUAAACCUCAGUCGCCCGCACGAUUCCGGAGCUCUUGAUUGGCAGGGGAACUCGAGAAGGGAUUUUUGGAGCACGAUUCUACCCACGUUAGGAAGAUUCACCUUUGGCAAAAACGUUUUCUUUAAAUCAGAGGCCGUUCCACACCCAGUGCUGGCAAAGACGGUGUCACGCUGCUCUUCGCUUUCAGCUUUCAGCAACCAAAUGAGCCAUGUACAGAGUCGAGGUUGUUUUUGUCUUUCAAGUUUAGUUUGCCGAGUUUUCUAUCCGUGAAGUGCCUUUGGAAGUUUCAAGUUGCGUGGGUUGUCCUCUCAGAGCCCACAGAGCUCUCUCUGCUUUCUACCCAUGGUGCUAUCCCCUUCGACUGAGGAGGGCUCACCAGGCAUCCUUAGCAGACGGGUGGGGUUUCCACAAGGGAGGCUUUUUUUUUAAUGCUCCGUAACUGAAUUCCGACUGGCCGGCCGCGGGCUCCCCAGGUCGCUGCUACAGGUGGGCGGAGCCGGCGGCCAGGGCGGUGUUUCAGUCCCCGGGGGGAGAGCCUUGGCGGCGACCUUGACAAGCUGCCGUUUCUUUAAGCCGCCAUCUCGCCAGAGGAGCCCAACUGGCAGGUGCCGGGAAGCGGCCCGGCCGACCGAGCCCGCUUUCCGAACCCCGCCUGCCUUCCCGCUCCGGGCGAGGCGCUGGUGGCGGCCGGCCCUCGGCGCACGGGGUAGGAGGGAGACCAGUUGACCACGGCUGAUUUCUCCUAGGUAAGAAAAGCCCUGCCGGGUGGGUGGGCCGGGCCUGAGCUUCUCUCCGCCCCCUCCCCCCCCCCCCCCAGCCCCUGGGGCUGACCCUGCGGCUUAAGGGGAGCGGGCCCCCCCCUCCUUGCUCAGCGCAUCCGGGGAGGCCGAGCUCUGCACACUGGGGGCUCUAGGAUUGUAAAACAAGGAAAAGAUCGGGGGGAGGGGGAAGAGACCGAGUCCCCAGCGCUAGCCUUCCUACAGUCGGUGACGGUUCCCAGCAGGUGAUUUCUUACCCAUCUUUUACCGAAGCAGCAGAUCCAAAAUGUGCUGACGCUGAGAGGGAAGGAAAAUGAGAGCAUCCGUGAGAGGGAGGAGAAAUGGACGGCUGGAUUUAAUCCCCGGGCCAGCAACCACAGUGGACUAGGUCAGUGGGUGAUACUUUUUUUUUAGCCACACGUCAUAUAAAAUGCCUUAUGUGAAUCAUCACAAGUUAGAGCUCUCACCCGGAGUCCCUAUGCAGUCUUAACUUUUGGUUCGGUAUUAAUACGAAUACGAUUAAUAAGUUAGUCCCCUGGUGGCGGUGAGGCUCGGGUGAUCACCUCGUUUGCCUACGUUGUACUGGUGUUGGCCUUUCUCAUCGACUGUAGCCUGCGUAAACAAUAAUCGCGUGGAAGAAUAAUGAACCGAUCCGUGGUGACAUGUGAUUCUGUAUUUAAGAGCAAUAGUGUCUGUGUCAGAAAGAAAACAAAAACGAGAAACCUAAGUAGAAUUUGUAUACAUUUCUAGGGUAUGAUUUCCUGUAGGGUGAAAACUUGCACUGUACUCUAGCUCCUGUAAACAAAGAUAUUGGUGCAUGGAUUUAUUUUUCAAUUGUUGACAUAAUAAUUUGAAGAUAUCUGUUGUCAAAUAAAUUUGGUUAAGUAAACGGUG